UUUGGAUAUUCUUUAUUAGAAUUUAUAAUUACAUAACACUUACAGCUAUAGUAAUAUAACUUAAUGUAUAUUAAUAUUAGUAUUAAUACAGUAGUCGUAGUGAUAGUGAAAUGACUUAUAAUUAAUGAUAACUUUUUAAACGAUGAAAACUGUUGUCAAUGUAUUGAACCGUCUUUUUAGUCGUUCGUUGUGUAGUUCAGUGACCACUAAUUGUGACAAACCGUCGGUCAAUGCAUUGAAAUCAUUUGACGCCAUUCCCGGACCCAAACCGGUGCCACUGUUUGGCAAUAAAUGGCGAUAUUUGCCAAUCAUUGGCGAGUAUAGAGUCGAUGAAAUGGAUGUCAACGGAGAGAUCCGACUCAAGAAGUUUGGAAAAGUUGUUCGCGAAGUACUCGACAAAGAUUUGACAAUUGUUCACGUGUUUGAUCCCAAAGACAUUGAGGCUGUCUUUAGACAAGAAGGCAAAUACCCAUUACGUCGCAGCCAUAGAGCUCUUCUCAAGUAUCGAAAGGAUCGGCCGCACAGGUAUGCAUCGGGAGGUCUGUUCCCUGAGAACGGACAACAAUGGUAUUCAUUGCGUAAACAAUUUCAACACCACUUACUGAAUGCAACAAAUGUCUCGACAUAUAUAGCCGAUUGUGAAGACAUCACUAUUCAACUCAUUGAUUACAUCCGCUCUAAACGAGACAUCAAUCAUGAAAUAUCCGACUUUCUUAACGAUCUUUAUCUGUGGUCACUUGAAAACACCGGUGUUUUGGCACUUGACUCACGACUCGGUUGUCUUAAUACAAAUCUUAGUGAAGACAGUGACGCAAAACUUAUGAUAAGAGCGGCACACGAAACAAAUGAUGCCGUAAUGAGAACCGAGAGAACAGAUGCGUGGUUUACAAAAGAUACUUCUGAUUAUCAAAUGUUGGUCUCAGCUCAGGACGCGAUGACUAAUAUUAUUGAUAAAUACAUGAAUCAAAAAACAAAUGAAUCGCUUAAUACAGACCUAAAGAAAGACAAAACAAUUUUUGCUCAACUCUUAAACAAUCCAAACGUUGAUCGCAAAGAUUUAUUUGCAAUGAUUGUAGACUUAUUUGUGGCCGGCAUUGACACGACAGCCUUUACCGCAGGUUUCGCUUUAUAUCACUUAUCGCGUAAUACUACGGCACAGAAUCGACUUCGCGAUGAAAUAAAUUCAAUAUUAAAAUCUGAUUGUCUGACUGCAGAUAAUUUAUCUCAAAUGAGUUAUCUUAAAGCUUGUGUUAAGGAAACAAUGCGAUUAUCUCCCGUGACCUUUGGUAACGGCAGAGUGACCAGUCAACAGAUGAUUAUCAAUGAUUACUGUAUACCUAAAGGAACGCAAAUAAUUACUCAGAAUCAGGUCUCGUGUCGUCAAUCGGAAUAUUUUUCGGAUCCGCUUUCAUUUAUUCCCGAGCGAUGGCUUAAAAGUGAUACAAAUAUUUAUCCAAACAAUAAAGUUUCGCCAUUUCUUGUACUGCCAUUUGGUUACGGCCCGCGUAUGUGCAUUGGCCGCCGAUUUGCCGAAAUGGAGAUCAAUGUAUUUCUGGCUAAAAUCAUACAAAACUAUCGAAUUGAAUAUCAUUACGAAGAUAUCAAAGUGAAAACACGACUAAUCAAUGUUCCCGACAAACCAUUGAAAUUCAAAUUUGUUGAUAUCAUUUGACUAAAUUUGAUUCAAAUACUCACUUAUUUUUUUUUAAAAUUGAUUUUUAAUAAUGCGGUCCAUAAAUAUACUUAUCAAACAAACUGUGUUAUAAUAAUUUUCUACCUCUAAACUAAUUAUGUGCCUAACAAUUAUUUAUAUGUUUGUUUUAUUUUAUAAAUUCAUC
Molecule: messenger RNA, 1838 nt
Organism: Oppia nitens
Lineage: Eukaryota; Metazoa; Arthropoda; Arachnida; Sarcoptiformes; Oppiidae
Product: cytochrome P450 302a1, mitochondrial-like
Exons: 2
Coding region: 143-1672 (509 amino acids)
Molecular function (GO): heme binding; monooxygenase activity; oxidoreductase activity, acting on paired donors, with incorporation or reduction of molecular oxygen
Source: RefSeq, a predicted model, not a curated record